This is a messenger RNA of Cygnus atratus (black swan), 483 nucleotides long. RefSeq names its product family with sequence similarity 163 member B (gene FAM163B). NCBI's taxonomy places the organism in Eukaryota, Metazoa, Chordata, Aves, Anseriformes, Anatidae. The transcript has 2 exons. The coding region runs from base 1 to 483 and encodes 160 amino acids. The record is from RefSeq and is a predicted model, not a curated record.
AUGACAGCCGGGACCGUGGUCAUCACAGGUGGAAUAUUAGCGACUGUCAUUUUACUUUGUAUCAUCGCUGUCCUCUGCUACUGUAGGCUCCAGUACUACUGCUGCAAGAAGGAUGAGUCCGAGGAGGAUGAGGAGGAGCCCGACUUCGCCGUGCACUCCCACAUCCCUCCGCUCCACUGCAACCGCAACGUAGUGCUGACCAACGGCCCGUCCCUCUACGCCUCCUCGCCCUUCGGCAAGAAGCCGACGCCGAGCCAGAGCGGCUGCCCCGGCUGCGGGCAGUAUGAGCCCCCCACCUUCUUCCUGCAGGAGCCCCCCGAGGAGCUGCACAACGGGGGGGACCGGGUCAGCUACCAGACCGUCAGCCAGGAAGACCUGGAGCUGCCGGUGAGCGUGGGCAACCUGCAGGCGCUCAACCCCAACCGGCUCUCGGCUAUGCGGGAAGCCUUCUCCCGCAGCCGCAGCAUCAGCACCGACGUGUGA